This is a messenger RNA of Leptonychotes weddellii (Weddell seal), 567 nucleotides long. The record is from RefSeq and is a predicted model, not a curated record. Lineage: Eukaryota; Metazoa; Chordata; Mammalia; Carnivora; Phocidae.
UCACCGCCUCAGACAGCAGAGCUUGGAUGGAUCAGAUGAUGGAGGAGACAUUCCUGUUAUUCCGGAUCUGGAAGAAGUACAGGAAGAAGACUUUGCUUUGCAGGUGGCCGCCCCUCCCAGCAUCCAGGUAAACCGGGUGAUGACCUUCCGUGACCUGGACAAUGACCUCAUGAAGUACGCAGCCUUCCAGACCUUGGAUGGAGAGAUCGACCUGAAGCUACUCACCAAAGUCCUUGCACCAGAGCAUGAGGUCCGAGAGGAUGACAUCAGCUGGGACUGGGACCAUCUGUACACUGAGGUGUCCUCCGAGCUACUCACCGAGUGGGACCUGCUGCGGGAGGAGCCUGUGGGACAACCCGUGCAUCCCUGAGCCCUGGGGGGUCAACAGCCUGCUCUCCCCGCACAGAGUAAUUUCUGCUUUGGACUUGAAAAAAAUGCCAUAAGCCUAAACCUAAAGAAGAUUGCAAGCAGCUUAGAAUUUUUUAAUGGAAUAUUUUGUAAUAAAAAUACUGUUUUCAGUAGACCACAUUGGAGCAUUCGUUGUAAUAAAUUACUUUAUUCUGUGGC